Numida meleagris (helmeted guineafowl) is the source of this 6402-nucleotide messenger RNA. RefSeq names its product tripartite motif containing 67 (gene TRIM67). The coding region runs from base 87 to 2294 and encodes 735 amino acids. NCBI's taxonomy places the organism in Eukaryota, Metazoa, Chordata, Aves, Galliformes, Numididae. The record is from RefSeq and is a predicted model, not a curated record. Gene Ontology annotation, molecular function: zinc ion binding; protein binding. The transcript has 10 exons.
AGGCGCCGCGGGGGAUGGAGGCGUCCGGCGGCCGCGACCCCGCGUCGCCCGUCUGAGCCCAAGCCCGCGCACGCAAAGCCGCGGCCAUGGAAGAGGAGCUGAAGUGCCCGGUGUGCGGCUCGCUCUUCCGCGAGCCCAUCAUCCUGCCCUGCUCGCACAAUGUCUGCCUGCCCUGUGCCCGCACCAUCGCCGUCCAGACCCCGGAGAACGAGCAGCACCUGCCGGCCCUGCUCCAGCCGCGGGGCCCCGCGCCGCCCGCAGCCGCCGCCGCGCCGGGGCCGGGCUCGGGGCCGGGGCCGGCCGCCUCGCUGGACUCGGAGUGCGCGGCGGGCGGCGGCGUAGACCACGCGGACAAGCUGAGCUUGCACAGCGAGACCGACAGCGGCUACGGCUCCUACACCCCCAGCCUGAAGUCCCCCAACGGUGUGCGGGUGCUGCCGCUGGUACCCGCGCCCCCGGGGACGGCGGCGGCUCAGCGGGGCGCCGGCCCCGCCGGCUCGUCCCUCACCUGCCCGCAGUGCCACAGGAGCGCCUCCCUGGACCAGCGCGGCCUCCGCGGCUUCCAGCGCAACCGGCUGCUGGAGGCCAUCGUGCAGCGCUACCAGCAGGGCCGCGCCGCCGCCGCCGCCGCCAAGUGCCAGCUGUGCGACCGCAGCCCGCCCGAGCCGGCGGCCGUGCUGUGCGAGCAGUGCGACGUGCUGUACUGCGCCGCCUGCCAGCUCCGCUGCCACCCGGCCCGCGGGCCCUUCGCCAAGCACCGCCUGGUGCCGCCGCCCGGGGCUCCGGGCCCACCUGGGGGGGGCGACGGCGGCGGGAAAGGGGCGGGCGGCGGGCGCAAGCUGCCGACGUGCGCCGAGCACGACCUGGAGAACUACAGCAUGUAUUGCGUGAGCUGUCGCAGCCCCGUCUGCUACCAGUGCCUGGAGGACGGGAGGCACGGCAAGCACGACGUCAAGGCCCUGGGCGCCGUGUGGAAGCAGCACAAGGCACAACUGUCUCAGGCUUUAAAUGGUGUUUCAGAUAAAGCAAAGGAAGCUAAAGAAUUUUUGGUUCAGCUGAAAAAUUUAUUGCAGCAGAUACAGGAGAACGGGUUGGAUUACGAAGCUUGUCUUGUUGCUCAGUGUGAUGCCUUGGUUGAUGCACUAACGCGACAGAAGGCCAAACUGCUCACAAAAGUGACUAAGGAACGUGAGCACAAACUAAAGGUUGUUUGGGACCAGAUAAACCACUGUACGCUGAAGCUACGUCAGUCAACAGGGCUUAUGGAGUACUGCCUAGAAGUUAUCAAAGAAAAUGAUCCCUCUGGGUUUUUGCAGAUUUCGGAUGCUUUAAUCAAACGUGUCCAGGUAUCUCAGGAACAGUGGGUCAAAGGAGCCUUGGAGCCAAAAGUGUCUGCCGAGUUUGACCUGACGCUGGAUAGUGAACCCUUACUGCAAGCCAUUCACCAGCUGGAUUUUAUUCAGAUGAAAUGUAGGGUGCCACCUGUCCCACUACUGCAACUGGAGAAAUGUUGCACCAGAAACAACAGUGUGACGUUGGCCUGGAGGAUGCCACCUUUGAGCCACAACCCAGUGGAGGGUUAUAUCCUGGAACUUGAUGAUGGAGAUGGUGGCCAAUUCCGAGAAGUAUAUGUUGGCAAGGAGACUCUCUGCACUAUCGAUGGCCUUCAUUUCAACAGCACCUAUAACGCAAGAGUCAAAGCUUUUAACUCAUCAGGAGUUGGUCCAUACAGCAAGACAGUUAUUUUACAGACAUCAGAUGUGGCAUGGUUCACUUUCGACCCCUCCUCGGCUCACAGGGACAUCGUGCUGUCAAAUGACAACCAGACCGCCACCUGCAGUAGCUACGAUGACCGCGUUGUCCUUGGCACGGCUGCCUUCUCCAAGGGCGUGCAUUACUGGGAACUGCACGUGGACCGAUAUGACAACCACCCCGAUCCAGCCUUUGGCAUUGCCAGGAUUAAUGUCGUCAAGGACAUGAUGCUAGGCAAGGACGACAAGGCAUGGGCCAUGUAUGUUGACAACAACCGCAGCUGGUUCAUGCACUGCAAUUCUCACACCAACCGGACUGAAGGAGGAGUUUCUAAAGGUGCCACUGUUGGUGUCCUCCUGGAUCUGAAUAAGCGCAACCUGACUUUCUACAUAAAUGGGCAGCAGCAAGGGCCUCCAGCUUUUGAAAACAUAGAGGGUGUCUUCAUGCCUGCACUAAGCCUCAAUCGAAAUGUUCAGGUGACACUGCACACGGGACUGGAGGUGCCACAAUGUGUAAAGCAGCCAAAGUUGCCCAGCAACUAGUGAAGACCCUGCCUGACCCUGUGAUAGAUUCUGUAAGCUGUCCCAGUGUGAUUUGGCACGUUUCAGUAAGUCAGUAAAAAAGCACUCUCUUCCCUAACGUGAAAUGUUCUACACCAUGUUGCUCACUGAGCACUUGCUGAUUACAGCUAGCCCACUCCAUCUUUAGUUUAACAAGCCAUAGCAAGCAUACCGACAGAACUGGUGCUGGAUUAUGGAUGGGUACCUGAACAUAUCCGCACUGCACUGCAUACAUGUGCUCACACACGCAUACACAUGUAUAUAUUUAUAAGGUGAGGAGUUAAAUGAGUUUAUUUUCUCUCUCAUGGCUGGAUUUGUGCUCAAAAGAUAUUAUGGAUGCUGGAGAAAACGGGCAAGACGAGGACUGGGGAGCAAUGGCUGUUGGAACAAUUUACCAGUUGGUGAACGGGAUUCCUUUGCUGCCUGCAGUCCUUAAUUGAAGACAGCAUGUGUUCUGGCAGCUGAAGUGGAAGCUGUGUGCUCAGUUAAGGAAUUACCGGGCAAGAUUCUGUUCUCUGUUACAUCCAGGGGCUCAAAUGACACUUAAAUACUCCUUCUGGCUCCAGAUUACAAGCUCUGAAUUACAUUCCCCUCAAAUUCAGUGGCGGAACUUGCACUUAUCUUCAGCAAGAAAAAGAAUGGUUUCCAAAUGCUGUUGUGUAAUAGUUGUGCUUAUUUGAGCUUACAGCAUGGUACGUGCAGAAUUCAGAUAUGAAAAGGAGAGAGAAAAAUAUUCCUGAUACAUUUUCAUGUCUCUUACUUAACUGUGAUUGUGAGGACUAUUCACAGAGAAGAUCCAACCAUGAUUAUCAGCACAACUCUUGAGAAAUGAAACAAGAGGGAUCUUUUUGAAUUUAAUUGAUAAGAGAUUUAUUUAAAUAUGGUACGCGCAAAGUAUCCCACACAGAGAAAUGCUGCUUCCCAGCCUUGAUCCCAAUAAGUCCUAGGCAGCUGUAGUUCCAAUGUAGCUUUGAGAUCAAAAGCCUUAAUUUUCUAUUAGAUUAGGGUCAUGUAACUAAUGUCUUGAUCUUCAUGAUGCAUUCGAACAGGAGAGAUUUAUGGGAUUAAUACUAAAUCAAUUUUUAAGAAUUUUUCUGGAGUGGGAUAUAAAUCCUAUGCGAGACUUGGCUGUGUCUUGCAUCUCCGAUGAAAGCAAGGGGCUGUGUCAGGUGCUGUCCAUGACAGCACGAGUCUGACCACCACGGAAGUUCCCAACACAGAACGGCACUCCCACCUGCAUGCUGGUGUCUGAAAACACAUUGAUUUGUGUGCGUGUUUCUUUUUCUAAGAAACAAGUUAACGUAUGCGACUGCGCGUAUAGCGGCGAUGCAUAAGAACAAGAUGCAGCAGACUGUGUGAGCCCAUGGCAUCCCGGGCUUUGUCAUUCCAAUCCUGCAUAAGUGUGGUCAUAUCAAACAAGAAAAGCAUCAACUCUUACAUCCUAGUGAUGUACUCCAUCCUCUGUUUAAUGCUGCUUAUACACAUUUUCCUCUCCAAGCAUACGUAUACGCACAUGCAUGUUGUUUUCAGCCAAGUAAUGAUGAAGCCUGAAAAACAUGUAUUCUAGCACCAAGCCAGCUUACUGCCUUGCAUUAUGCUAAGGCUACAAGACCGCCAGCCCAGACCUCCCUCAGGGCAGCCAGCUGCAGGUGCACGUUCAGUCCCAGGCCUGAGCACGUAGCUCAGGUGGCACAGAGUGCUGGAGGGCUGUGCUGUGACACAGCAGGCAGCACCUCACUGGCAGCAUCCCCCUUGCAGCCACUGCAGGGUGGGAAAGGCAACCCAAUGUGCAUUAGUUACAGGCGAUUUCACAGGUGAAUCACAGCCUGCCACCAGUGCCUGUACCCGGCUGAUAUCUCACGGCCACCUCUCCUGCAGAACAGCAGUACGCCUUCAGUGAUGUCAAGACUGAAAGAGGAAGCAAAACCAACAACAGGAAAAUAUAACCUUAGCUGUUAAGUGGGAAAGCAACUCUACUUUCUUUAGUCUGAAGUGGAUUGUAUUAGUGAACUUUUAGACAUAACUGUGCUACGCUCAUCCUCAUUUCUUAAAGAACAGCAGAGACCAACUGUGUUUUAAUUUUCAGUUUCAUUUAAUGCCAUGUGAACUCGUGCAGGAUCUUCUAAUUUAGUGGGUCUGCUUUAACCUACCUCAGCUCAAAUGCUCCUGGACCCCAGAUUUCUUCCUGAGCAUGCUCAUUGUAAACCUGUCUUCAGUGAACACAAGAGCUGUAAUCGCAGCAUUGGAUUCAAGUAUUGCCAGUCAGAGCAGUGUGUGGGAAUACUGUACAUAGGCUACACAUAGAUUUUUAUAUUGGGAAACAUCCUGUGAUAAUUUUAAUACAGAAGACAGUCCACUUUCACUUUUCUUAUUAAAAGCAACCAGGUGUUGUUUGUUUUGGGACUGAACCUUUGUCCUUACUCCCAACUUCUGUGAAGGAAAUUCAAAUGAAUUUAGGUCUUUCCACUCUUCUUAACCACCACCAGACGUUUAAAAUUAAUUCAGAACGGGUUUUAGAAGUGUUUGCAGUACUUGGCUUUGGUUAUCAUAGGUGCUUUGGUAUCAGUUCCUAGUGUUGUACCUUGGGGAGAAUGCAGCGAGUGAUACAGGUUAUUGAGUUUUAAUGGAAAUACGGACAGUAGGUGGGGACAUACUUCAGACCUGUAAAGAAGCACAGAGAAGCUCAUUUGUUAUUCUAAUACCCAUACAAGUGAGGUACAGACUAACUGCCAUUACGGUCCCUUUGUAACCUAGUGGAGAUGCAAAUAAAAUAAAAGGAAUACAGUUAGAAGUAGGCAUCCUGCAUUAGUAAGACUAGGUCUGAAUCUAAACAAAGUGGGUUAUAUGUUGGUUGUGUACACAUUCAAGGACUUGGAUUCGGCAUGGUCCAUAGUAAUAAACCAAGUAACCCACAUAGAGCGUAGUCUCGUGACUUCAGCUGGAUGCAUUUUGGUAGUUUAACAGAAGUAAAAGCCUAAGAAGUUAGAAUUCUGCUAGGAAACUCAUUGCUGUACGUGCACUCAUGCAGAGCAUGAUGGCAGCUGAAGCCAUCUGAACGUAGACCAGAGCAGAACUUUCCUUUUGCAGAAUAGCAUCGGGUGGGGAGAAGUGUGGCACUUACCUUCACCUCUCAGCUCAGGCUGGAGAUAGCUUUUUUCUCUGCAAGUUAACUCUCCCAUUUGGUUAUAAGCGCAGCAGUCUGCAUGUUCUUCAUCUACAGCGUCGCUUUUGCCAGCUUUUAUUUCCUGCAAAUCUCUUCUUUGGAAGGGAACCAGUCUUUAGUAGUAUGGUCCUUGCAGAAAUUGUGUUGCUAACUAUCCAGACUGCUUCCCAGGCACCUGGGUAAGCACAGAGUUGCCUUUCAUGGAACACAUCUGCUUCUGGAGCACAGGCCAAUCCUUGUAAACAGGAGAGCAGAGCCUUUUUCACUAGGAUGAAUCUCAUCCCACAUGGUGCAGAACCCACACAAGGCACUCGUAAAUUUAAUGUUUAAAAAGAAGCAAGCCCUCCUCUAAUAAGCACAAUGAAGCUUGACUUCUGAAUAUGUCAAUUUGGAGCAUCUCCAUCUGUCUAAAUAAGAACAAUAGCCAAACUUUCUGUCCCGUAGAGCUAUGAGGGAUGCUUAGUUUUCAUCAUCCACGUGAACUCAAACAUCAUCUUUUGUGAACCUUCGACCUGGCUUUUUCCUCUGCAAAUUUCCCUCUUUAGUGGGACCAAAUAGAAGAACUGUGCCAUCAGGGCUAUUGUCAGACUCACAAGGUGUGCAACAUUACACCAUUUCCUACCCUUGCGUUUCCCUCAUCAGCUCAAAAAAAACUCCCACAAAGAUCUUCUGCUGAGAGGUAACGUCAGUAUGAGCACAGGCCUAGGUGACGCUGCCUUACUUCUUCUGAGGUUGAAAGGUGUGCGCUGUAAAACAAACGUCAGUGAGGAUGGUAGGAAACUGUGAUGUAUCUUGAAUUUGGAAAGCUAUUUGGCUUCUAAAAUAAAGAAGACAGGCAAUCAGCUUUGUCACAUCCCAUCCUUGCCAUACAGUUGAGGCACAGAGUAAAAUACAUUGGACUGAAUUAAAAAAAAAAAAAAGCACGAG